Spirodela intermedia is the source of this 5551-nucleotide messenger RNA. The record is from the annotation of a GenBank genome assembly. Lineage: Eukaryota; Viridiplantae; Streptophyta; Magnoliopsida; Alismatales; Araceae.
AUGGGGGAACCGGAGAUGCAGUUGCAGAUCCACAACACGAUGACGAGGCAGAAGGAGGUGUUCCGGCCUAUAGUCCCCGGGAAGGUCGGCAUGUACGUCUGCGGGGUUACACCUUACGACUACAGCCACAUCGGCCACGCCCGUGCCUACGUCUGCUUCGACGUCGUCUUCAGGCACGGCUUCUUUCCCGUUUGUUGACGAGUUCCUCUUCUUUGGGUCGGGAGGGUUGGAGCGGGGUGUGUGUGUUGUUUGGGCGCUUAUCUGAAUUGUGUCCGCAGGCUGUGGUGAGGAUGCAGAUAGAUUUAUUUGUGUUUCAUUUGACGAGUCGAUCGCCCAUGGGUUGCAUCGUAGGCCAUAUAAACAGGGAUAGUUGACUAAAUUGGGCAUGAUUCCUGGGCUUUGUGCUUCCGGCCGUCCGUGGUACGCGAUGAGUAGAUCUUUCGACAGAGAUUAUAUCCGUGUGCUUAUUCAAUCACAUGGUUUUUAUGAUCUCAUGCCUAGAUGAAUGCAUAAAGGUGAAGAGAAUCACUAUCCUCUUGAUAAUGGUAGGAAGAACGACUAGACUUUCCGGAGCUUGAUUGGAUGUGGGGAUUGGAGCCUCACUGGGAUGCCUUAUCUUUAACUACUGGUGGGUUUUUCUCUGUGUGUGUAUCAAAUCGUAGGAUUGUGAUGAUCAGAUGCCAUAAUGACUGCAUGAAGAUGGAGGGGAUCACUACCCUCUCGAGAAUGGAAAGAAGAAAAAAAUGGAUUUUCCUUAGGUUGAUCGGAUUCCGGGAUCGGAGCUUCGUUGGAUGCCUUGUCUUUAACAAGUGAUGGACUGCAGGGGAGCAGAUAUCUUCAGUAGAUACCUGAAUUUCUUUUUAGAUACUACCAAGAAGGCUUUUGAAUAUUUGAAUCAUCUGAUGCUCUUCAUUCCAGCCAUCUUUCAUCUUUAAAUUGUAGCUGUUUGAUGGGUUGGGAUACUCUCCGAGAUCAAUAAUUCCCAUCAAUUCUUCAUGAUAUAUUCGGACCCCUUGAGAUCCAGGCUUUCCACAUGGGUUAAUCCUGGCGAUUAGGGUUCUCACUGGAAAUAUUGCUAAAUAAGAAUUAGCUAGCCUUUGUUGAUAUCUCCGUCUGUCUGUCUGUUUCUUUUGGCUGCAUGAAGUGAGAAUUUACUUUAAAUAGGUAUAUCAUAUAUUAUUAUAAAGUUGGAGACUUAUUAGUCCUUGGUUGAAACAGGUUUCUUAAACAUUUGGGAUAUGAAGUCACUUAUGUGCGUAAUUUCACUGAUAUUGAUGACAAGGUUGGUAUACAUAUCCAAACACCUUUGCUCUAUAUGCGUAUGAUAGUAAUUCUCUAUCUGAUUACUCACGAUAUUUUUUUAUAUCAAUCCAAAUUUAAUCGGGCAAUGGAGGUAUGUAAUGGAUGUUUCUGGUGUGUGCGCUUAUGUGUGUCAAUCUGCGUGUGAGAUUUGGAUGAUUUUUCUGCUUGUUUAGAAAGUUUUCCGUAGUUAAAUUGAAUAUCUUCUAGUUAUCUUACCUGAUUUAGUUAUUUUUGCCUAACAUUAACUAAUUUUCUCAUCGCUCUUACUGCUGCUGUUCAUUGCUAUCCCAAGCUGGAGGCUAGCCUAACAUUAACUAAUUGAGUUAUCUUUCCUAAAAUUAGUCUGACCAUUGGAGGAUGUUCAUUGCAUAAUAUUAAAUAAAAUAAAAAUUGGCAUCGAUGGUCUUUUUUUCAUUGUUUAUCAUAUUGAUGACCUAGAAUUUAUCUAAUUUAUUCAUUUGGCCUGGUCUUUCCUUGACAGAUAAUCAACAGAGCAAAUCUGUCGGGUGAGGAUCCACUGGCUUUGAGCCAACGGUUCUCUCAAGAGUUUCUGAAAGACAUGGCUGACCUUCAAUGCCUGCCACCAACCCAUGAACCACGUGUGUCUGAUCACAUUGACCAGAUAAUUCAGAUGAUCCAGAAGGUAUUCAUUUUCCUUAUCUUUGCUAUUUGACCUUUGAAUAUAUCUCGAUAGCUGGAAGAGAUUCAGCUAAAAACAAUUUAUUUUUUUUCCUGGGACACCCAAAUCUUUCCUUUGUCAAUCGAAUCUUCUUUUGACAUCUGAUUUCGUGUACUACUUUUGUUGCUUGAUCUUUCCAAUCUGUUAUAUCAUGGCAUCAGCAUAAUCCUGCAAAUGCUGCCUCGCAAGAAUGACAUCACAUGUUGAAUUCAACUCUGAUUCACCAAAGUUUUGUUCUCUGCUUCAUUCAGUGUGCUAAUGAAUUUGGUUCAUGCGUGCUCAGUAAAUAACCCAGUUCCUUCUAUACCCUUGCACAGUUGACUAUACCAGAGCUUAUAGAGCAAUUACUACCCCCUUGUGUUUUAGUUCCCUACAAGUCAGAAUGACAUCACAUGUUGAAUUCAAUUCUGAUUCACCCAGAUUUUUUUCUCUGCUUCACGCAGUCUACUAAUGAAUUUGAUUCAUGUGUGCUUAGUAAAUAAUCCAGUUCCUUCUAUACCCUUGCACAGUUGACUAUCCUAGGGCUUCUAGAACAGUUACUACCCCAUUGUGUUUUAGUUCCCUACAAGUCAGAAUGACCAAGGUUCUUUUCGUUUUGUUCCAAUUGUUUCAUCUUUUUUUGCGUUUGGAUUAUUCUUAAAAUAUCUGUUCCCAUAUGUAGCGUAAAAUUCUACAAGAAGAAUAAGGAUUUUUCUCUAGCAAUAUUUUCCACCUCAUAUUUCUUAAUCUGGCAUAAAAUUAUAAAUCCCAUACUGAAUGACUCUAAUGUCUGAUCAGCUGUUGUGCUCCAUAUACCAGAGCCAAGAGGCAAAGUUUAUUUUCUUUGUGUACUUCAGGCCAGUACUUUUGAUAUUUCCUUGCUUUAUUGGGGCAUUUUAGAGUAGGUGUUGGUUGAUAGAGUGAAUCACUACAAAUUUCGUGUGUUCUGUUCACUACAAAUCACUACAUGUUCUGUUCUCUCUCUCUCUCUCUCUCUCUCUCUCUCUCUCUCUCUCUCUUUCUCUCCCUCUCUCUCUCUCUCUCUCUCUCUCUUUGUCCUGUACUUUUUGUGUGCUAUAUGUGGGAAUUUGGGUUUUCCAAUCCUCAACACACACUUGGGUGCCCAAUUCAGCCCCCAGUGUCUCCUCAACCUCUCCAUAGUUGCGAGAAGGUACUGACUAAUGCCUGUCAUAUUAUAGACACUAUUAUUCCACCUCCCCUUUCGGGAACCUGUUCUUGGGUAUGAAUUUUUCUCAUAAAAAUACAUUCACCCUCGUGCAACAAUCUCUUUUUUCCCAAGGAAUCAUAAAAUUAUAAUGUUGUAUAAUUAGAGCUUUUGAUAACAAAUGAAUAUUCCAUGUGACGUUGUGUGAAAUCCCACCCACAAUUACUAGGGGUUUUAUAUCCAAUCAAGCUCUUUCAACUGGUGAUGGUGAUGAGAUUGAGAUAUUUGAAAUUAUUCUAAAUUAAUUAUUGUUCUUGAGUAUAUAUCACUGGCUUUAUUCAUUUUUUUAGAAAUACAUUUAUUCACAUGCAUAAGUCGAAUUUUUGUGUGAAUCAUUUAAUUAUUUAUACAUAGAUAGUGAGAGUUUUUGAUGAUGAGUGAAUAUUAGGUAUAACCAUACUCGAAAGACCCACAAUCAAUAUGGAUUUUGUAUCCACUCGGGCUCUUUCAUCUAGUGAUACGGUUGAAUGCUUGAAAUUACUCUUAAGUAGAUCAUAUUGUUGUUUGGAGAUAUAUCUCUGACUCUAUGCAUUCACCUGCAGAUCAUUGACAACGGCUGUGCCUACUCCAUUGAUGGAGAUGUCUACUUCUCUGUGGACAAUUUCCCCAAAUAUGGCCGCCUGUCUGGACGCAAACUGGAUGAUAAUCGGGCUGGCGGGGGUGGAAGAGUCACUGUGGACGUGAGGAAGAGGAACUCGGCAGACUUUGCCCUGUGGAAAGUGAGGAUUUUCGUACACAACCGCCUCCCUUAACAUGAUUCUGUGUGCUGGCCAUGCCAUCAAGCUCCAUCCUUUAUUUCAGUCUGCCAAGCCAGGUGAGCCGAAGUGGGACAGCCCGUGGGGCCCAGGGAGACCGGGCUGGCACAUCGAGUGCAGUGCCAUGAGCUCCCACUACCUGGGCCCACAUUUUGACAUCCACGGUGGAGGCCAGGACUUGACGUUCCCCCACCACGAGAAUGAGAUCGCCCAGAGCGGGGCCGCCCUCCCAGAGAGUGCGGUCAACUGCUGGAUGCACAACGGAUUUGUCAACCGGGACAACGAGAAGAUGUCAAAGUCCUUGAAUAACUUCUUCACCAUCCGUGACGUGAGGCCCAACCCCCUCCCCCCCUCCCAUCCUCCCCAUCAAGAAGUAGCCUUUUUUCGUGAAGUAAUCAUAUUCUUUGAAUCAUUACAGAUCACGGAGAAUUAUCAUCCCUUGGCCCUCCGCUUCUUCCUGAUGCGGACCCAUUAUCGAUCUGACAUCAAUUACACCGACAGAUUGCUCGAGACAGCCUCUGACCGAGUCUAUUAUAUAUACCAGGUAUGUAUAACUUUGUCUUUAAAUAUCCUUAAUUAGGUAAUCACCAUCAUCUUCUUCAUAAUCAUCAUCAUCAUCAUCAUCAUCAUAAUCAUCAUCAUCAUUAUUAGUAUUAUUAUUAUUAUUAUUAAUGAUGAUGGAAUUAUUUCUUGGGGGCCUUUUAUAGACUCUGCUGAGCCUUGAAGAGGCCCUGGCCACCUUUCGGGAGGGGAUCCUGGCCGACCGAAUCCCAUUGGAUGUCCAGCAGCUGACUGAGAAGUUCCAAUCCGGGUUCCUCACAUCGAUGCUGGACGAUCUGCACACCUCCUCCGUGCUGGAUGAUCUCAUGGAGCCGCUGAAGGCCAUCAACAACAAUCUGAAGAAGUUCAAGGUGGUCGCCUCUCCAUGGCUACAGCUUCUUAGUAUCCCCAGCCUGCUGCUCUCUUGCUGACCUGACUGCCCCCAUUUGAAUACUGUGACCAGGGGAAGAAGCAGCAGAUGCCAUUGAUACAGGGACUCACUGCCCUGGAAAAGGCUGUCAAGGAUCCUCUGAGAAUCCUGGGGUUGAUAACAUCUUCAUCUUGCUCUGAGGUACUCUCCCACUCUUGUGGGCUCAGCUUUCCUUUGCAAGGUCUUGCGGAUUCAUGAUUUUGGCCAAGAAAGAUCCACAGGUUCUAACACCUGCCCGUCUCUAUGCUCAGAUCCUAAAGCAGUUGAAGGACAAGGCACUGAAGAGAGCAGGCCUGACCGAGGAGUAUGUGCUAGAGCAGGUCGAGGAGAGAACCCAGGCAAGGAAGAACAAGGAGUACGCCAAGUCUGACAAGAUCAGAGAGGAUCUCUAUGCCAGGGGCAUUGCCCUCAUGGAUGAGCCCAAGGGGACCGUCUGGCGGCCUCGGGAGCCCCCCGAGAGCCAGUUUGACUCCGCCGUUCCAGAGACCAAGACCCCAGAGAACCUUCAAAGCAAGCUGCAGGAUGCUACUCUCAGCAGCCCAGCUCUGAAGCCUGCGGACCAGGCGGCUCGCCAGGAUCUGCCGCCGGAGAAUGGGGCGAAGAGUCCAGAUCCGGCGAGUCCAGCCGUCGAUUUGUCUUGA